UCGAUCUUAGGAGUGCAGUGUGAAGUGCAGAAGCAGCUGAAGGCUUUCGUCACGUUGGAGAGCUUCGAACAGAUCUACACGUCGAGCAUCGCCGGAUGCCAAGAAGUCAAGGAGCACCGCCAUUUUGCCUCGGGAGACUCCAUCAUUGGCAAGGGGGUCAAGUUUGCCAUGAAGGAUGGCCGGGUGGCCACCGAUAUCAUCGGCACCGCGAACGAGGACGGGCGGAGAGUCGCCGCCAUCCUCAACAACGCCUAUUACCUGGAGAACUUGCACUUCACUGUCGACAGCACGGACACCCACUACUUCGUCAAACCGGGGCCGUCGGACGGUGACUUGUCCAUCCUGGGCCUCAGUGGCGGAAGGCGAACCUUGGAGAACGGGGUCAACGUCACCGUCUCCCAAAUCAACACCGUGCUCAACGGGAGGACUAGACGCUACACGGACAUCUCGCUCCAGUACGGAGCUUUGUGCCUCAACACCCGAUACGGGACCAGUUUGGACGAGGAGAAGAGCCGCGUGCUGGAAUUGGCCAGGCAACGGGCCGUGAGCCACGCGUGGGCGCGGGAGCAACAGAGACUGCAGGAUGGGGAGGAGGGUAGCCGGUCCUGGACAGAGGGGGAGAAGCAGCAACUGCUGAACACGGGACUCGUUCAGGGGUACGACGGCUACUUCGUCAUCUCCGCCGAGCAGUACCCAGAACUGUCCGACAGCGCAAACAAUAUCCAUUUUAUGCGACAGAGCGAGAUGGGCAGAAGGUGACAGAGAGGGGUGAUGGCGUUGACUUCUUGCCAAAGACAGCUGUUUGAGACUGCGUUGUACUUGAGCCUUUUUUUUUUCUUUUUUCUAAACAAAAAGACAAAACACACAAAGAACUUUACGGAAAACAGGCAAGGUGGAGGAAGAACACGGUGGCACCAUAGCUCAGGCAACAUCCUUUUAUGUUAGAUUUUUUUUUUUUCUCUCUCUCUCUCUCGCCUUUGGCUGUUUUUCAUUCUUCUCCUUCUCUGCUCUUCCCCCUCUUCUCUCUUGGAAGUGUCAUUUCGCCAUUGUGUGAGCCCUUUCCUGCAAAAUGCUGAAGGUCGAGGAGGUGUUUGUUUCAAUCCCUAGUUUUUGUUUGUUGGUUUUCUUUCGUUGUGUUUCUUUUUUUAACGGGGUGGGCAGAAAAAAAAAGAGCCUCUGUAUUAGGUUUGGGUUAACCUUUACUAGUGGGGUUGGAGGGGAAAAAGUAUAUAAGAGGAUUUAUGAGGAACGACAACAGGAAGAAGGCCUCGCGGAGGAGAAAAAUUCACAAUUUCCUGCAGCGUGGUGCAAAGAAACUGGACACUGGAGCCCCUUCAAACACUCUGCGAGCCUCCAAACAAGAACUUGAGGGCCAUUUUUACAUUUCCCAUCCUUUCUGGAUAACCUGCUGUUUGGGGUUAUUUGCUGAAGGAGGCCAAACCGCUGCAAUCUUAAGACUUGUGAACUCAAAAUCUUUUCUCUUUUUUAAUUUGUUUUGUUUUUUUUUUUAAAAAAAAAAAAGAAAGGGUCUUUUUUAUUACGAUAGACUAUUUUGUUCACCGGUUUGUUUUCUGCUGUUGUGUGACAGAGGACGCAUCUUUUUUCAUUUGGAACCCCCCCCCCCAGCAGCUAUCCGAGCGAGGCAGGGGGGGAAGGAAAACCACAUUCUCACAACCUUUGUUGCACAUACUGUUAGAUGGGAAGCACCAAUGAUGUAUAUUUGUCAACAGUAAACCCUCCUUAAAUAUAUAGUAUUUCUGUA
Molecule: messenger RNA, 1762 nt
Organism: Crotalus tigris (Tiger rattlesnake)
Lineage: Eukaryota; Metazoa; Chordata; Lepidosauria; Squamata; Viperidae
Product: teneurin-4-like
Exons: 1
Biological process (GO): neuron development; heterophilic cell-cell adhesion
Cellular component (GO): neuron projection
Molecular function (GO): cell adhesion molecule binding; protein homodimerization activity; protein heterodimerization activity
Source: RefSeq, a predicted model, not a curated record